ACCAACUACAUCUACAAGAAGUACAUGGAGUAUUGGUGCAUGCAGGAGGCCUCUAGACUUCUACGUGUAGCUCUAGCCUACUCUACUUUCUUGUUUUCAAAGAAUGUUUUCACUGUAGUCAGCGAUUGGAUCAGCAUUGUUGAUUAGUUUAGGGGAAGUUGCAGCCAGAGGAUGUCUCAUGAACCAGAACCACCUUGUCCUCCAGAUCCAUUGUUUGUGCUUCGAGGUUCCAAGGAUGCAGUCAAUUGUGUGAGAUUCUAUAAAUCCACUGAUGAGAAAGGGAGAUUAUUAUCAGGUUGUGGGUGCGGAGAAGUGAGACUUUGGAAUCUUGAAACAAGGAGAGCAGAAGCAGUUCUCGAUGGCCACAGUGGCAAGAGUGUGCUGUCAGUUUCACCAUUAGACAAGUCCCAAAUUGUCAGCCAGGGUCGGGAUGGUCAAAUCUUAACAUGGGAGACUGCAGAAGGCAGGCGUGAUGUCAUAUCCUCCAUAGAAACUAAUGGGUUAAGCUUCUGCAGGUGCAGUGUUUAUCAAGAAGGAAGCCCUCUUGUGGCAGCUCCAGGCCAGGACUCCGAUGUCCAUGUCAUUGACCUUCUCAACAAGUCAACAGUCUGCUCAUUGAGGGCGGACAAAGAUGUCAAGGCAUUUGGUAUGCCAAUGUGUAUUAAGUUCAUCUCUGCAUCGAAGCUGCUGGUUGGCUACGAGGCAGGCCAGGUUGCAUUAUGGGAUAUCAACACUCGGAAAAUGCUGGCCAACAAAAAGUUACACAGCGAGCCAGUAAUGUCACUGGACUACUCCAUUUUGUCAGAAAGGGGUGUAUCAGGGUCAGCUGAUGAUAAACUAUUGACAUGGACAUGUAAAGAGGCUGGUCUGACAGUUACAUCAGAGUCGACUUUAACCAACCCUGGACUCUCUGAUGUUUGUGUCCGUCAUGACAAUAGAAUACUGGCUACUGCAGGUUGGGAUUCACGGAUUCGAGUGUUUGGUUGGAAAAAGUUGAAACCCUUAGCUGUCCUGAGCUACCAUCGUGCGACCGUCAAUUCUGUGUCAUUUUCUGAGCCUCUACCUUCAUUUAACUUCUCCCAACUACUAGCUGCUGGGUCCAAGGAUAAACACAUCAGUCUCUGGUCAUUGUAUAACCCAAGUUGAGAGCCGCAA
This is a messenger RNA of Asterias rubens (European starfish), 1155 nucleotides long. Its product is annotated as guanine nucleotide-binding protein subunit beta-like protein 1. Gene Ontology annotation, molecular function: protein binding. The record is from RefSeq and is a predicted model, not a curated record. Lineage: Eukaryota; Metazoa; Echinodermata; Asteroidea; Forcipulatida; Asteriidae. The coding region runs from base 172 to 1146 and encodes 324 amino acids. The transcript is spliced from 9 exons.